This is a messenger RNA of Cryptosporidium muris RN66, 435 nucleotides long. RefSeq names its product 60S ribosomal protein L23a, putative. Gene Ontology annotation, molecular function: structural constituent of ribosome; rRNA binding. The record is from RefSeq and is a predicted model, not a curated record. Lineage: Eukaryota; Apicomplexa; Conoidasida; Eucoccidiorida; Cryptosporidiidae. The transcript has 2 exons. Gene Ontology annotation, biological process: ribosomal large subunit assembly; translation. Gene Ontology annotation, cellular component: cytosolic large ribosomal subunit; ribosome. Bases 1 to 435 code for a protein of 144 amino acids.
AUGACCAGCUCAAAUAAGGUUAAGAAUGCAAAAAAGACGGCUGUAGCUAUCAAGACUUCUGUCAGAUCGGCUACUACAAAAGUUAGGACUCGAGUUCAAUUUUAUAUACCAAGAACUUUAAAGUUGGAUAGGAAACCAAAAUAUGAAAGACGCGUCGCAGCUGUUCCAAAGGGACUGGAUAAUUAUGAUAUUGUUAAAAAGCCAAUUACUACGGAGUCGGCGAUGAAGAUGGUUGAAACUUUGAAUACAUUGGUAUUUCUCGUUGAUCAGCGUGCUAAUAAGGCUCAGAUCAAGGAGGCUGUUAGUAAACUCUAUGAUAUUAAGGUCUCAAGAGUAAAUACACUCAACAUGUUUGGUGGUGGAAAAAAAGCAUUUGUUCGCCUUUCUGCUGAUAUUGAGGCUGUUGAUGUAGCUAGUAGGAUGGGGAUUAUUUAG